AUGGAGUCCAUGAAGCACACAAUUGCUGAGCUUAGUGAACACUUCAACUCAAAAAUGGCAGAGUUUCAAAAACAACUUCAAACUUCUUCGGCAUCAGCAACAAGCCCAGCUUCUACUAUUGCUACCCAAUUUAGCACUUUUAGAAGUUUCGUUUUGACUGCAUUAGAGGGCCUCCAGAAGCAGCUUGAUGUUCUAUCUAGAAAACAAGAUGAAUUUGAAAUGAGAUCCCGGAAGAAAAUUCUACUAAUCCAUGGUGUUCAAGAAAGUAAGAAUGAAAAAAUGUCCCAAGUUGUUACCAAAAUAAUUUCUGAGAAUUUAGAUAUCCCUCUCAAAGAGGAUGACAUUAGUCAUUGUCACCGCUUAGGGCAUUCUAGAUCUGAUAAACCUAGAGCCGUCCUUGUUAAGUUCAAAAAUUUUUCUCUUCGGAACAAAAUUUGGUAUUCCAAGUCAGGCCUCAAGAAUUCUGGGAUAACCCUGUCAGAGUUUCUCACCAAGGAACGGCAUAGCACAUUCGUGGCAGCCCGACAACGUUUGGGAGUCUCAAAGUGCUGGACAAAAGAUGGAUACGUGGUGGUUGUGGGGGCUGACGGUUCGCAAAGCCGCAUUCUCACGGUGGGUGAACUUAACGCCAUCUCGCCUUUGCCCCAUGACGCGCCAUUGUCGACCUCCAGCGCUCCUCCCGUUUCUUCUGGCCCCAGCAACACAGGCAAAGUCUCCAACAUUAGGACAAAACGAGCUAUCAAAAAG
Messenger RNA from Brenthis ino (lesser marbled fritillary), 747 nucleotides. Lineage: Eukaryota; Metazoa; Arthropoda; Insecta; Lepidoptera; Nymphalidae. The record is from the annotation of a GenBank genome assembly.